AGCGGGGAUCCUCCUCUUCCUCCUCCUCUCCCACCUCCUCCCUGCAGCAAAUCUCUCUCUCCUCUAUCUUUAGCUCUGUACCACAGGAACAGUCAGCGGCUUAUCAUCGAUUGCCCCAGGCUGCCAUACGCGCUAUUUGAGUCGCUCCAAUCUUAAUUCGGGCCGGUUCGCCCCUCUCCAUCUUCUAAUCUAACUUACUCGACCUAACCAACGCAGAGGAAAUGACAGCCAGGAGCUUUUAUAUGCUGUCCUGGACCUGAGAAACGGUGAAGGAUGUUGUUUUUCCUGAGAGCCCGGGCAUCUCUCUGGCUGCCCGGGGUCCUGCUCUACGUCUGCGCAAUCCUCGCGGCCGUCGGUGCGAGUAUUCCAGCUAAGAAGUGCCCUGACCACAUAGACUGUGCCAGAAUGGGGCGUCACUUCUGCAAGCCUGGCUCCUCCCACUGUGGCGCCUGCCUCUCCCCAUUGGAGGAAGAUGAAGUGGGACACUGUGUUGCUCGUAGGAGACACAAACAGCACCACCUUGAAUUGUCUCGCACUGAGGUUGACGAAGAAAUCGACUUUCUGUCCUCUGUCAUCGCCAAGCAGCAAACCUCAAAAGUCAAACCAUCAGUUAAUCAUACCAUAACACAGUGUAUUUCAAAUUAUCAUCUGAUGCCACCACUCAUAAGAAUAUCCAAUUUUGUUCUUUCCUUAUGUAAAGAAUUGUCUCGCACUGAGGUUGACGAAGAAAUCGACUUUCUGUCCUCUGUCAUCGCCAAGCAGCAAACCUCAAAAGUCAAACCAUCAGGUUCAGAUUUACAAAAUCCAUCAGAAUCAAGACCAAACAAUGGGUCUCACUUCACUACUGCAAAACCAACACAACAGACCCUGAAACCACCAAAGUCUCUCACAGACUCAUCCAACCGCCAUGGGCCAAUCGUCAGCCCAAAUUCUUCCAGAGACGGCAUGCUAGUCUUAAUGAUCUCCUUAACCGUCAUUUUGGGGACUAUUGCUUUCAUCCUCGCUGCUGUCUGCUGGGUCCGAUCACAGAAAGAAACCUAUCUGGCUCAGAAGGUUGACUACCCUGCGUUUCAGACGACGGGCGCCAAUAAUAAUCACCCCUCUUCUGGGGAUAAUACUUUGGCUCACAGCGCUCAGAUGUAUCAUUACCAGCAUCAGAAACAGCAGAUGAUGUCAAUGGAGAGAAAAAAAUCAGAGCCUAAAGUCUCAGAUUCUGGAGCUACAUCAGAUGAAGAGAAUGAAGAGGGAGAUUUCACUGUGUACGAGUGUCCUGGACUGGCACCGACUGGAGAGAUGGAGGUGAAGAACCCUCUGUUUGAUGACUCCACCUUAAACUCCCAGAGAAAUCACAAGUGACCUGGAUCCACACAAACACACACCUGCAUACUUUUACAAUACGCACCUAACACACCUAAAGCAUUCCUCCAUAGGGUGACUCCCUGAUUCUGGAAAAAUCUCAGUUAACACCUCUCACACCGCCCCUCAAAACAAACCGAAGAGGAAAUAUACCUAAACUAUUAAAGAAAGAGAUAUGUAUUAAAUGCAGCAGUAGUUCAGAGUUUUUCAUUAAGAUGCAGAAAUCUGAACGAGUGCUAACACUGGAAACUUCAACUUGAUUGUUUGUUUCACAUCUUGCUUUCACUUUUUAUGACACAUUCCAGUCCUCUCUAGGGUUUUGCUAUGGAAAGCUUGUUUGGUUAGAUGUUUUAUUUUUGUUAAAUCAGUGUUUUUGUGACGCUGCCUCUUAAAGCACCCCUUUACAUUUUAUAUAGCGUGAUUAUUGUGUAUAACCAACAAAUACACAGUGGUCUCUAUCACAUUUACUUAUUUGUCUUUCCCAUUCGUCAGCCUUUGGUUGUAUUUAUCAAUGCUGGACUUAAAGGACAUAAAAUAUUCAAUUUUAUUUGAAUAUUAGCAUACAAGUAAUUCCCUGUUUUUCACUUUAGUUCUGUAAUUGUCCUUUCUGUUUGUAUGUCAUUUAAUGAAAUAUGAAAAAAAUGUAUCUGAUAUAUUUUCUGUCUAUCCCUCAGUAAAUAUCAAAAACAUUUUGUAUAAUGUUUAACACAAUGUAUUAUGGUUGUGGAAAACUUUUUAAAAUGAAACUCUUGUGCUAAGUCACUUUAGUGUAAAUAAAUCAAAUAAAUCAACAUAAACAGUAUAAUAUAGUGUUUAAUUUUAGUUUAUAGGACACACACUGAGCUAUUGUCUGGUGUGGUGGUAAUGGCGUAAUUGCAUAUGAGCUAUAAAACAAUACAAUUAAAUCAUACCAGCUUUACUUAAGUAACCUAAAUGUUAUAAUUCAAUUGUGAUACUAUGAACAUUUUAUAUUGUUUUUCUUUUUUCUAAUUGAAUCUAAAUUGAAUGCAUAUAUAAAUAAUGUAAAUAAAAUAUUUUAAAAGUGGUUAA
Misgurnus anguillicaudatus (oriental weatherfish) is the source of this 2406-nucleotide messenger RNA. NCBI's taxonomy places the organism in Eukaryota, Metazoa, Chordata, Actinopteri, Cypriniformes, Cobitidae. The record is from RefSeq and is a predicted model, not a curated record.